Molecule: messenger RNA, 792 nt
Organism: Trichomonas vaginalis G3
Lineage: Eukaryota; Parabasalia; Trichomonadida; Trichomonadidae
Product: protein serine/threonine kinase protein
Exons: 1
Coding region: 1-792 (263 amino acids)
Biological process (GO): protein phosphorylation
Molecular function (GO): ATP binding; protein kinase activity
Source: RefSeq, a predicted model, not a curated record
AUGGAAAUAGCUCAACUUCAAACUAAAUUAGAUGAACAUGGAUACAUCUAUCUUGAUUACCUUGGAUCAGGUGCCUUUGCUAAUUGUUAUUUUGUUCAAGACAAAAGGUAUAACAACAAAUUUGCUUGCAAAGUCAUCAAUCUUCAACAUUGUGACAAUCACUUGCAAACAGUGGUUAGAAAAUAUCAUAUUGAAGUUGAAUCGCUCUGUGCUGUCUGUCAUCCUAACAUUAUCAAAAUUUAUAAUUAUUUUUACGACGAAUCCAAUCUCUAUGUUAUUGUCGAAUAUUGCAGUAACGGCACGCUUGAUAAUUGGAUUAAAACUUAUGGAGCCAUAUCCGGAAGAAAGCUUUUCCUUUGGGUCACUCAAUUUGCUAAUGCUUUGGCAUCAUGCCAUGAUCAUGAAUUGGCUCACAGAGACUUAAAGCCGGCCAAUAUCCUAUUUGAUGAUGAUUUCAACAUUAAAAUCUGCGAUUUUGGUUUGGCUUGUAUCCAUGAGCCAAUAUCUCAAAAAUACUGCGGAAAUUUAAGAUAUGCAGCUCCAGAAAUUAAGCACAAGAAACCUUAUGAUCCAUACAAAGCUGAUGUUUGGUCUUUCGGAUUGAUCGUUGCCUUUAUGGCAAUGGACCAGAUGCAUUCGCACAAUGGACUGAAUAUCUUGAAUAUGGAAGCUGUAUUUUCCCAAAAGAGAUACCUCAAAACUUGGUCAAUAUCAUUAGACAUUGCAUUUUCCUUAAUCCUGAACAAAGAUGGUCAAUGGCGGAAAUUGUCAGAUAUUUGCAUUCUAAUGUGA